AUGGCACCUGAAGUGACGCUGACCCAGCAGAAAUGCGCCAACAUGGUCAUCUGCAAUAAACUGGGCAAGACAGUCUGUACUGGUUGCUACCUGGUCACGUGCUCUCCUGCCUGCCAGCAGAUGAAUUGGAGCAUCCACAAAGCCGACUGCUGUCAUAUGGCGGUCACAGCAUCGUUCGAGACCGACCGCAGACUCCCUGCCUGGGCGCCUCAGAACCUCUGGGCCGAUCUGAUGCGAAACCAUCGUCGUCGCGUCGUCCCUCAAGACGCUCCCCAAAUUGGACCCCAGACUCAUCGUCAGCUUGUCGAAGACGAUCCUCGAAGUGGCCAGUUUGAAAUGUUUGGCAGCUACCCAGCUAUAGAUGUUCUUCGGCUCAGCGCAAAUGAGGGGGUCAAGCAAACAAACCCAAUUGACGUUCUUUUUGUGCAACCGAGCGAUCUUAGAGACGUGAUCAAGACCAUUGUUGACCUACCCGACGAUGUAUCAGCUCCCAUUAGCAUCGUUAUCACUGAUGACACGACGGCGAAGAUUACGCGUAACCUCAUUUUGCUAUUUAUGGCACUCUCAUCUGAUAAUCCCGAUGUGACAGCUGAAUGCGCUGUGUCUUUUUGGUAUGCGUCAUUUAUCCCCAAGUGGUGUAUCCCCACGAUCCGAGAGCUCAUCGGUCCGUUCAUCGAUGAAUGUCAGUCCAAUGAUCAAGAAGAAAGCGAGAUGGAAACCAAAAUUGCAAGACAAUGGUCAUUUGGUUCAGCAUCGCUCAAGGCCGUGUUGACCCGACAUAUGCAAAGGCAGGGAGACUGCGCUCAUCUGGAUCACUACGAGAGAACGCUGAUGAGUUUUCCUCCGGAAUGGCAGGCUGCGAAACGCCGCUAUAUGCCCUCCGCACAGGUAACACCAUUCGAAAAUUACGAUAACCCCGCGAACUGGCCUCUGGAUUACAAUCCGAGCUUAUUCUACGGCAACUUCUGGCCUUUGAAACAGGAUGCCGAUCCGCUUCGGGGUUGGGAUCUCGCGACGAUCAACGAGGAGAAGGGGACAGAAAGAGCCGACAAUGACAUCUAUGGGAAGCUGUUCUACUAUGUUCGAAACCUGUUCAAGAGCUUUAUUCUGAAGUUGCGGACGGUUAACGUCACUUUCCACGUGGUUCCAUACAAUGGCUAUGACUUGGCACAGGAGACACAAAUGAAAUUUGACCGCAUCGAGACCUCUGCCCUAGCAGAUGAAAAUCUGGUAGGCGUCCGCACAGUAGUCGACACUCUAUCACCUCUCUUGAAAUCCCCACGUGUUAACCCACAUGCGACCAUGAUCACGAUGCACCCCGGCGUAUUCGACAAGAUCCAGAAUGCAUUCCCAUGUCCAGAAUGCGACCCUAACCGUGCUGAACGUGUCAGGAAGGCAACGAAAUUGACAACCACAGAAAGGUGCCUACUAGACUCUUACCUGCCCCUCCACGACCCGGAUCCUGUGAACUGGAUCUUCACUGCCGUAGGAUGGCAGCGCCGGGACGCGAGAUGGCUCUUCCGAGACCCCACGGCAGCAUGGGAGCUAUAUAAAGACAUCUACGACUUCGAGGACGUCGCGGAUAAUGCCAAGGUUGCCAUGCGGACCACACACAAGGUGGUGAGCGAAUGGAUUCUUCGCCUGAAGCACACAGGCAAGGAGGGGUUCGACGAGAAUGGGCGGCCCAUGGCAGAGGCUAAACGGGACUUCGACGCCAUCUUCUCUAGGGGCCAGACUGCCGGAUACCGCUAUGUCGAGUGGCGCAAGCUCGGUCCCAGCGAGAGGCAGAAGCUAGAGAAGAAAAUGAAGGAUGCACGACGGGACGGGCAUGAGCCCAAGAGACAUGAAGCGUAUCACGAGUACCUGUGCAAUGCUGCUGGUCUCCGCAAGCUGGAAAAGAAGGGCUCGCGGUUGGAGAGGUGGAUGGGGAAGGAUAAUCAUGCGAAUUGGACACCUUACUGA
Messenger RNA from Xylaria bambusicola, 1962 nucleotides. RefSeq lists its product as uncharacterized. Lineage: Eukaryota; Fungi; Ascomycota; Sordariomycetes; Xylariales; Xylariaceae. The transcript is spliced from 7 exons. Bases 1 to 1962 code for a protein of 653 amino acids. The record is from RefSeq and is a predicted model, not a curated record.